Messenger RNA from Cladophialophora immunda, 1831 nucleotides. RefSeq lists its product as uncharacterized. Lineage: Eukaryota; Fungi; Ascomycota; Eurotiomycetes; Chaetothyriales; Herpotrichiellaceae. The transcript is spliced from 3 exons. The coding region runs from base 1011 to 1703 and encodes 230 amino acids. The record is from RefSeq and is a predicted model, not a curated record.
CACGACUUGUCUCGCGCGAGACGGGGACACGCCUCGCACGAGAACCCAUUUCUGCUACAGGACACCAGGAAAAGCCCACGAACCGGGGUCCCGUGGUGUUGGUUGAUCCCACCACAAGACCGGGGAUGGUCGGUUCCCGCCUUUCCUCCCCUUCCUUUCCCUCGAUUCGACCAUGGAUCCCCAUCCAUGCGAGGCCACCGCUCGUUUUGAUCGAUCCCGCAGGGCCGGAGGAGUCCGCGGGGUUUACACGGCUCGCAAAAGGCUGGACUGCCACGGCUUGGGAAACAGAACAAUGUCCUUUCUCACAACACGUCAAAGAGCAAAACCACAUAAGCCCCCCAUGUUUGCCUUUAGCCGAACGAUCCAAGGGCGACGCCCGCCGAAGUGAGGCGAGGUGAGGUGAGGAUAUUGCAGACAAUACCACUAGUAACGACGAUCCCUCCUCCCACCGCUCCUCCUCGUCGAGUUACUGGUACUACUCGAUCCUUGAAAAGAUUACAUACUCCCCCUGCCCCUUCCUCUCUCCCCAGAAGGCCCUGGCCACCGCUCACGUGUUGGCUGCGCGCUUCAUAAUCGAUACAUUUAUCCUCUCGGCAAUACCUAUCCAUGUAUCGCGGCCACCGGGAGCCUUAAAAACACUCGACGUCAAGAAAACACACUCUCUCUGCUGGUCCGCACCCUCCAGAUUCCAUCUCAUCAGUGACUCUCCCUCCCGAGAGAGCUCGUCCAAGAGUCCCCGGUUUUGCACCUUUACCUCCUCCCAGAAACCUACCAUGGCAUCGCCGACUACAGACACGACCAGGCGCACGAGCUUGGCCUGUAACCAUUGUCGGCUCAAGAGACAAAAGUGCGAUGGCAACAAGUCCGGCUGUUCGCAAUGCGCCGCCCUCCGAGUCUUUUGCACCUUUCCGGACGCGAAGAAAAGGUAGUCGAGUUCCCCCCUUUCUGCGCGAAUAUCCUCAGCCUGUAGGGUCUCGGAAACAACCUCCUGGGUGCUGACAAACCCCACAAUGUCCAGGGGUCCGGUAAAAGGAUACAUCGACGUGCUGGAAGGCCGGCUCUACGAGCUCGAGUCGGCCUUGCUCCAGGUCCUGCCGCUGGUCUCCAACGAGCAGCUCGACGAGAUCACGGCCUCGAUCCCGCCCAUCCCCAGCCGCCCGCACUUCCGGGCCCGGUUCAGCCAGGCGAACGGCACGGCCGCGACGCCGCCUCCUUCGGAGAUUGUAUUCCAUGGAGCCCAACCGCAACAACAUCAUCAACAGGAAACAGAGGAAAAAGGAAAUCCUCGACAGCGCCACCACCACCAGCGCCACCAGCAGCAGUCACCUCAACUCAUCCCGCCAAUGGGGAUUGGACCGCACACAUGCCCCCUCCAGCGGAACCAGGAGUAUCUGAAACAGAUGAUGUCCGGUUCGUGGCACCAGCAGCAGCACCUGCCCCCUCUGGAGCUGGGCCCCUUCACCAACAGCGAAGGUCCGUGGCCGCCGCCAUCACCGCUCCUGCUCGCCGGGGAUCCCCUCGCGCGACAGGGCCAGUCUCCCUUCUCACCGGCAAGACACAGCUUCGACGGUGGAGGCGGAGGAGGAGGAGGGAUUUCCGAGUUCGACUUGACGCCGGAAAUCUUCACCAGGGGGAGCGCCGCCAGGGAGACCACCGCCGCCACCACCAACACUCCCAUCAUGGUCUCAGCGAGGGGAUUCUAAUUGAGGGGAAGGCUUUCGAAUGGAUGAAUGAAUUAAUGUUAAAGAAACAAAGCUGAAGAGAUAAUUGCUCUCAUCUCGCUCUUCUGGAUAGGGGUGAUCCCGUCUAACGGGAGGGAAGGGGUAUCCCG